AGCCCGGGGGGGGGUCCCGGGGCCAUGGGGGGGGACGUGAGGAGCGUGUUCCUGUUCGUGCCCAACCUGAUCGGCUACGCCCGCAUCCUGCUGGCCGCCGUCUCCUUCUGGCUGAUGCCGACGCGGCCGGGCCCCGCGGCCGCCUGCUACGGCCUGGCCGGACUGCUGGACGCGGUGGACGGACACACGGCCAGAGCGCUCGGCCAGGGCUCGCGCCUGGGCGCCAUGCUGGACAUGCUGACGGACCGGCUCAGCUCCCUGUGCCUGCUGCUCAACCUGGCGCUGCUCUACCCGCAGUGGGCGGGGCUCUUCCAGCUCAGCAUGGCGCUCGACGUGGCCAGCCAUUGGCUGCACAUGCACUGGUGGGCGGGGCCUCGCGGGCAGAGCAGGCCCCUCCUCUUCCUGCUGUGCGCCGGAAAUGAGGGAUUCCAUUGCUGCCUGUACCUGCUCUACUGGGGAGAGGGGCCCCGCGCGUUCCCGGCCGGGCCCGGGCUGUUCCGGCUCCUCCUGUGGCUCUCGGCGCCUUUGGCCGCCCUCAAAUCCUUCCUGAACCUUCUGCAGCUGGGCGGGGCCCUGAGGGGCGUGGCCGCCCUGGACGCGGCCGAGCGCGCCCGCAAAGGCUCCUGAGCCCCGCCCCCCGCCCCGCCCCCCGCCCCGCCCACACCCAAAGGGGGAGGGGCAAAACCCCGCCCAGGCUCCUCCCCCCAAAUCCCUUCCCGUGCUCUCUGCAAGGGGAUGGACAAAGGGGGCGUGGUCACCACCAAGCCACGCCCCCUUGUGUGGAAUAAAGAUGUUUU
This is a messenger RNA of Camarhynchus parvulus, 797 nucleotides long. It is a transcript of the gene CDIPT, whose product is annotated as CDP-diacylglycerol--inositol 3-phosphatidyltransferase. NCBI's taxonomy places the organism in Eukaryota, Metazoa, Chordata, Aves, Passeriformes, Thraupidae. The transcript is spliced from 6 exons. Gene Ontology annotation, molecular function: CDP-diacylglycerol-inositol 3-phosphatidyltransferase activity. The record is from RefSeq and is a predicted model, not a curated record. Bases 25 to 627 code for a protein of 200 amino acids. Gene Ontology annotation, cellular component: membrane; Golgi apparatus. Gene Ontology annotation, biological process: phosphatidylinositol biosynthetic process.